AUGUACCGCAAAUUUCUCGUCUUCGUUCUCGCAACACUUUUACUACCUAAUAAAUACGAUGCAACCAAUCAAACCAAGGGCCUUCUAGAUUUCCUCUUCUUGAACGACCAAUGCGAUUGCGCAUGCGGUGUUCCGAAUCGCGAGGCCAAAUUGUUGGGUGGAGAAUAUCUGAGAACAAACGAAUUUCCAUGGAUGGCCCAGAUCCAGGUGCGUGGAGAUUUCGUCAUCCCAGGCACCCUGAUCAACGACAGAUACGUGAUCACCUCAGCAUCAACGAUUAUCGGGUUAACUCCAUACGAUUUGAAGGUGACUUUGGGGCAAUUCGAUCGCUGCUUUCCGGACGUUUCAUCGCAGAACGUAAGCGUCGACGCGAUCAAAUUGCAUCCGGAUUUCAGUCCGGGAAAUCGCGCUCACGAUUUGGCUCUGGUUAAACUCAGUAGUCCGAUUAAUUUCGAUAGGAAGAUCAAUCCGAUUUGCAUUGCUUUACCAGGUGCCAAGUAUGUCGGGCAAGUUGGGACUGUUGUCGGAUGGGCGGAAGGAUCGAGCGCGGAUAGUUCUUGCAGACCGAGGAAGUUGGGUCUUCCCAUUCUCGAUUACGAUAGAUGCGUUGGUACGGCUUUGGACUCGCAAUACACGAGUUUGGAUAAGGGCUGUCUGGGCGUGAUUGGGGCUAAGAGCGUAAUUUGCGAGACUGAUGCUGGAGGUCCCGUGAUGUACAGAUCUUACAACAGAGUUUACGAACUUAUUGGAAUUCUCUCCGAUAAAAACGGUUGCGCAGAUUUACCGAGCACGGCGCUCUACACCAGAAUCGGCGAUCAUUUGAGAUGGAUCAAGGAGGCUACCAAAGAUGCAUGCUACUGUAUCAAGUCUUAGAACAAAUAGUUAAUUUAAAAGGGUAGAUAGGGUAGACAGGAUGAAUCGGAGAUCCUCUCGUAGAUCCA
This is a messenger RNA of Nicrophorus vespilloides, 941 nucleotides long. Its product is annotated as serine protease 27-like. Gene Ontology annotation, biological process: proteolysis. The record is from RefSeq and is a predicted model, not a curated record. Gene Ontology annotation, molecular function: serine-type endopeptidase activity. NCBI's taxonomy places the organism in Eukaryota, Metazoa, Arthropoda, Insecta, Coleoptera, Silphidae. Bases 1 to 873 code for a protein of 290 amino acids. The transcript has 7 exons.